Messenger RNA from Chiloscyllium plagiosum (whitespotted bambooshark), 8814 nucleotides. The record is from RefSeq and is a predicted model, not a curated record. NCBI's taxonomy places the organism in Eukaryota, Metazoa, Chordata, Chondrichthyes, Orectolobiformes, Hemiscylliidae.
AGAGCAUUUUCCUUUACAAACCUCCCGGCUCCCCCGACCCAAACCUGCCCAAAGAAAAAAAUGCUAGGGACCGAAGGAAGGAUGCAGCGCUCAGCUCGCGCCGCCCUCCGCUGCUGCUGCUGCUGCGAGCGGAUCCCCGGGGAGUCCGCGUGAUGGGCGGCGGAGCGUGGCCAAUCAGAGCCAGGGAGGCUUGGAGUGGCAGGAGCGCCUGACCAAUCGGAGUGAGCGUGGGGGGGGCGGGGAGACGGCUUCAUGCCCUGCCCCUUUCCUGCAUCCCUCCCUCCAUCCUCAGGUUAGACUGAGCCGCAGGUGGGGGCUGGAGCAAAGUGUGGGGGAAGGGAAGGAGGGCGGGCGUGCACAGCCGAGCGGAGGAGGAGUGGCGGCACCGGCUGCUCGCUGUAUCUCUUUCUCUGUCUCUCUCUCUCUCUCUCACCCUCUCCCAUGGAGCAGCUCCGGUCCAUGUUCAUCAGGUCUCCCUGCUCCUCCUCCGCCACCGGGAAGGAAGAGGCUGAAGAGAGGGACAGGGCGGUGCAGCAGCAGCCGGUGGAAGAGGAGGAGGAGGAGGAGGAAGAAGAGGAGGAGGAGGAUGAGGAGGAAGAUGAAGAGGAGCAGCCUCCUCCUCCUCCCCAGCCACAGCAUCCAGCCCCCUCUAACCUGUUCUGGACCGCCGUCUUCGAUUACGAGGCGAGCGCAGAGGACGAGCUCAACCUGCGCAAGGGGGACGUGGUGGAGGUGCUCUCCAAGGAUUUCAAAGUCUCUGGAGAUGAAGGCUGGUGGACAGGCAAAAUCAAUGACCAGGUUGGCAUCUUUCCCAGCAACUAUGUCACCAAUGCCCCGUGUUACAGUAAGUUGCAAGGUCAGAGCACGGAACACUACCCUCUGCCACUGGAAAUGGACUUUAAUGAGCUGCAGCUGGAGGAGAUUAUUGGUGUCGGUGGCUUUGGAAAAGUCUACAGGGGCAUCUGGAGGUCAGAGGAGGUAGCUGUGAAAGCAGCUCGGCAGGACCCAGAUGAGGAUAUUAGUCAGACCAUUGAGAAUGUUAAGCAAGAAGCAAAACUGUUUGCUAUGCUGAAGCACCCUAACAUCAUAGCCUUAAAAGGGAUUUGUCUGAAAGAGCCCAAUCUUUGCUUAAUCAUGGAGUUUGCCCGUGGAGGCUCCUUAAAUAGAGUGUUAUCGGGCAAGAAGAUACCACCUCAUAUUCUUGUCAACUGGGCAGUACAGAUUGCAAGGGGCAUGAAUUACUUGCACGAAGAAGCAAUUGUUCCUAUUAUUCAUCGGGACCUCAAGUCUAGUAACACUGAUCCGACUGUUGUGGUGAAAGAUUCCAGGACUUUGUCAUGGACUUCAGUAACAAUUUUGAUACACGAGAAGGUGGAAAAUGAGAGCCUUAGUAACAAGACUCUGAAAAUCACAGACUUCGGCCUGGCACGAGAGUGGCACAAGACUACCAAAAUGAGUGCUGCGGGGACCUAUGCCUGGAUGGCACCAGAAGUCAUCCGAUCCUCCAUGUUCUCCAAGAGCAGCGACAUCUGGAGCUACGGUGUGUUGCUGUGGGAACUACUGACUGGGGAAGUUCCAUUCAGGGGGAUUGAUGGACUGGCUGUGGCCUAUGGGGUGGCUAUGAACAAAUUGUCCCUUCCUAUUCCUUCAACCUGCCCGGAACUAUUCAGCAAACUCAUGGAAGAUUGCUGGAACACAGAUCCGCACUCCCGCCCCUCAUUCAGCUGCAUUCUGGACCAACUCACCGCCAUCGAGGAGUCAGGCUUUUUUGAAAUGCCGCAGGAUUCAUUUCACUCCUUGCAAGAAGAGUGGAAACAGGAGAUCCAGGAAAUGUUCGAACAACUCCGGGAAAAGGAGAAGCAAUCAUUCCAUCUUAACCAGGAAUUACGCACCUGGGAGGAGGAGCUGUCCCGCGCUGCCUUGCAGCAGAAGAACCACGAGGAGGUGUUGCGACGCCGGGAGCAGGAGCUGGCUGAGCGGGAGAUUGACAUUCUGGAACGGGAGCUCAACAUCAUCUUCCACCAACUCCACCAGGAGAAGCCCAAGGUGAAGAAACGCAAAGGCAACUUCAAGAAGAGCAGGCUCAAGCUCAAGGAUGGCAACCGCAUCAGUCUGCCCUCUGAUUUCCAGCAUAAGAUCACCGUGCAGGCCUCCCCCACUCUGGAUAAGAGGAAGAGUCUGAUCAGCAGCAAGUCAAGUCCUCCAGCAAGUCCUACCAUCAUCCCGAGACUCAGGGCAAUCCAGCUAACACCAGGUGAAAGCAAUAAGACCUGGAGUCGCAGUUCAGUGUUUCAGCGAGAAGAGUGUGAUGAGGAAGAAAAGAAAGGACAGAAAAAGAAGGGCUGGACGUGGGGCCCCAGUUCUUUACAUCAAAAGGAUCUUACUGGUGGGGAAGAUAGCCUUAAGCACCUGAUUGAUGGAAACAAGCAGUGGUCCUCCAGUGCUCCCAAUCUGGGGAAAAACCAUCGACCCAUUCCUACUGUCCCAGAGUUUGCCAGCCUCAUUGAAAUAGAGCAUGAAGAUGGUGACACCAUUGUUGAUUUUGAUGUAACACUACAACAACCUGCUUUACACAACCAAGCCUACCUCUCUUUACCAUUUGACAGAAAUGAUGGCGAGGGUGCUGUUAGUGACAAUAAUGAGGAUCCUACUCCAGUAAACUCAACUACUAGCACCCCACAGCAUACUCCCACCAACAGUAUAAAACGAGGCUCACAAAGGAAGAAGUGUGAUUUUGUCUUCCUGGGUUGUGGGGCUGUCCUAGCAGCAGUGGCUUUGGGAUUAGAUUUGCUUGAAUUGGGAAAAUGUCAGAUUUUGCAAGAUGAUGUUGAACCAAAGGAAGAGAAGAAAAAGAAGGAAGGCAUUUUCCAGCGCACCAGCCGACUGCGGAGGAGCACCAGUCCCCCUUCUCGAAAACUCUUCAAGAAUGACGAAGCAGUUAUUUCCUCCUUUGAUCCAUCUUCCUCGUUGACAUUGCUCUCAUUGUCUUCCAUUUCUGAAUGCAACUCCACAAGAUCUUUGUUACGUUCAGACAGUGAUGAAAUGGUGGUGUACGAAAUGCCUACAACCCCAAGUUUGAUCAAUGAGAGCUCCAAGUUUAUUACCAAUCAUCCUUUGGUUGAUAUAACCAUUGAGCGCUUCAAACGUGACCCUAAACAAUCAUUGACUCCAACUCAUGUGACAAAAACCACUACCACAGUGCACUGGGGUCACAGGCGAACUCCUUCUGAUGGUGCAAUUAAGCAAGUUCCCCAGACUCCAAGCUGCAUGCCAUCCAAUGGUACCUUGGGUUCCAUUUCUACAGGUGUAGGUAAAAGUCCAAGCCCCAACAGGGAUCCAACGGAGGUUCCGCGCUUGCCUGACCCCAAUCUGGUUUUUCCACCGACUCCGAGACGGAGGAACACAAAGCAGGAUUUCACAUUAGAAAGACCCAAAACAUUGGAAUUUGUACCAAGGCCACGUCCAUCUGCAAACCGUCAGCGGUUAGACCCAUGGUGGUUUGUCUCGCCCAGCAAAACAUGCAGUAAUUCCCCAGUCAACAGUUCAAGCACUGAAACACCAUCCAAUCUGGACUCCUGCCUCAGCAGCAGUGGCACUGUGGAGGAUAGGCCGGGGCUCCCCCUCUUUCUGCCUUAUAGGCAAGGACUCGGUAGCUAUGAGCGGACAUUAUUAGACACAGAUGUGGAAGGUCAGAGUCAGGAUGGGACGCUUCCAUUGUGCGGAGCAGAGAUGAAUCCACGCAAGGCAACAGUCUAUGAGCUACAGCACAAUUUCUGGUCGUAGCAGCAUGCGGUACACCACACAAAUCCACGAAAGGAACUUGCACUGGGAAUGCACUUUUAUGAAAAGACUGGCUUGAACUGAAUGCCACUUAGUGUCAUCCUAGGAUUUUGCCGAAGUUCAAACUUGGAUCCAGGAUUCACCAAGCCGACAGCAAAAAUAAGCAGUUGGAUGCUGUUCAGCUGGGUUCCUCCAUCUUAUUCCCAAAACUCAUCUUGUACUGUACACAUCGAAGAUCUCUGUGUUACCAUCCUCAUUGACUUUUUGGCUUGGAAUCAUGUUGUUAUGAAUCAACGCUAAGUUCAUGUUGCAUUUGUUAGUAGAAAAAACAAUACGUCUGUAUUCUCCUGUGUUGUAACCUACUUAAACAAGUUUCAAGGCAAGCACGUUAGCAGAUGCUAAAAGCAUAAAGCAUGACCAAUCGAGAUUUAUGUACCUUCCAAUAAGCUAUAAAUAGUCUCGAAUGAAGACGUGUUAAACCAUGCCUGUAUUUUAAAAGAAUCUGUCCAUUCAUUUCUUUUCCUCUCUGCAAGUCCAUUGUUUCACCCCUGAAUGAUGACAAGAGCAGUUCAGGUGGAGAGAGGAGAAGAAAUUUGUGCCACCCCCCCCCCCCCCCCCCCCCCCAAAAAAACCUCCCGGCUAGUUAUGGUGGAUGAUCAUGAUUAAAAGCUGAGAAACUCAGCGGUCUUGCAAUGCAGAUAGUAUCUGUGAAGUGAAUAUACAGCUCAGAACUUUUUUUAUCACAAGUGUAAGUCACUCGCAGGUCCCAGCAGGAGGGUGAACACAAAGUAUUGAUUUUUUUUUCAGCGGCUCAUGUGUCAUCCUCUUGAGCCAAUUUUUCUUGCUCUGUUUACUAAACCCUCUCGCCUUUCCUGAUGAGCACCCAUUUUAAAGAGGGUUUUAUCUUCGCAUGAUUGGUGAGAGUAAAUAGACGUUUCUGUCAAUCUGUCAAACUGCAUUGCCUCACCUGAAGUAGUUUUUUACUGAUUUACAAAGAAAACUGUAUCCGGACAUCAGCUAUUAAGAGAAGUAUCAUCUUCAAAAGUCUUUGGGUCAGCAAUGCAGCUCACAGUUCCUCGGUCUGUUGAGUAUAAUUGUAUUUGCUGAAUCAAAGGAUUGGGAACAAGUGUUCCAGUGUUCAUCUCAUGUCCCUUGUAUAAGUGACCACUUGUAUUUAAUGCUCUUUUGUAAGUAUAUAUUGCACUGAGACCUUGAAGGUCAAAGAUUAUGAUAUUAUUAAUAACAUGUAAUGGAAAAUUGUCAAAGGAAUGUUUUAUUGUUAGCUGUGAGGAGACAGUAUCCCUUUUUGUUAGCCUAAGGUCCAUAGGCUGGACAGUAUUUGCAAAAGUCCACAGUCCAGAAGUCAAAUCUUUUAUCCAUGCCUUUCAAUAUAAGCCAGUGUUACUUGCAAGCUUCCUGUGGUGGCUGCUUCCAAUAAUUUUUCAACAAAUGAUACCAGAGAAUAAUGAGACAUGUUGACAGAGGGGUUGCUAUAUGUGGGACUGUUAGUUCUGUUCACGCUGUAGGUUUUAUUUUUCUUCCAUUUUCUCUGUGAAUGCUGCAAUAGCCUUGCCUACCUAUAAAGUUCCAUGUACUUCUCCUGGGGAACAAAAAGUAGGAGUAACGUUGUCUGCUGCAGAAGUGUAAACCUGUCCAAGGGCAUAAUGGUGAGAAGCAGGGGAGCAAAUGGUCUACUAGUGAUAUUACGAGUACCAGUAAUACAAGCCAGAGUUUGACAGGAUGAAAAUAUAGUACAUCUUCAUAGUGUGCACUCUGGUAAUUUAACAACUCCACAAAAACUGCUCACUCACCAAUAUAUUGAGCAUACAGCUCCAGGAAACAAUUUCUAAAAUGGCAUAAUUGAAGUGCGUCUUUUUUUUUGGUUUUAUUUUCAUUUGUACUAUUUGUAAGUGUGAUAACUUUGUGGGUGUAGUUUAUAAGUCAGAAAAACAUAACAGCCUUAUGUUAUUUUCCUGGCAAGAGACAUGUAACUUCCAGAAAGGAUAGUGUUUCACACAGUCAAAUACGUGGGAUUCACAGUCUCCCAGUUUCACAUUGUGAUGGUCCGAGAAUAACUUUCAGCUAAAACUGACAACUCUCUUCAUCCUACCUUGAGUCUGUGCAAUUCCUGCUGGUCAACAGAAGGUAUAGUUGCAGAAUGCACAAGCCAUAUUGGAGUGCAUGGAUGUCAGUGGCAUUAUACACUCUCUUUAUAAUUUUGAUUGGAGAAAAGAAAUGACGAGUAAGGAAAAAAGUAGGAUUGCAGUCUUUGUGAUUAAAAAGUGCUGUUACAUUCUCAAACAGACAUUUCGAUGUCUAUCCCCAUUUAUUUAUCUAGAACAACAACAAUGUUAAGAACUAAACUGGAUGCAGCAAGUACCUCCUGAUCUGACCAUUUAAAUGUAUCUAUUCUCUGAGAACAGUACAAUGUCUUGUUUCCAUUCACUUGUUUCUUUUGAAGGGAAUGUCUGAAACCUUUGGUUUUUGCUUUACUUCAAUCUUGUGCGCUUGAGGCCAAAGAGAAGAUUUUUGAGUUUGACCAUUCCAUUUUUUAAAGCCUACCUCCCUGUCACAUGGCUCUGGCAUACUAAUAUUUGACCUCGCAAAGGCAAAUGUCAAUUUUUCUUUGGAUUUGUAUUUUCUUUGUCACCGCUUUCUGACUUUUAAAUAUUAUUGGAGUGAUAAUCAGUCUGACGUCACACUUACACACACACUCAUACACGCACUCUCACACACACAUGCAAAUAGAAUGGUGGCUGUUUCACUUCAUGAGAGAGUAUUGUCAGCACAUUCUAUUAUAUCUGAAUGCUGGUGUGUCUCUGACAUAUCUAACUAAAGUGUGAUUUAAAAAUUUUAUGCCUUUCCUAGUCAAGUCACAAAUGUACUUUUUAGCUCUCGGUCAGCAUUAUAUUGCUAUUACGUGAAUGAUCAAAUAGCAGUGGAUAUAGGUAGGGAUGUGUGUGGGUCUAACUAAUGAUUCAGCACUAUUUAGAGCGGGGUGGAUAAUUGUGACUCCUUCUGCAUAUUCAAGAGAUAGAAACAUCAUUCUGUUAACAGCAUGCUCAUAGCAGCAUAUAAAUAUUAUUCCAUAUAUUUAAUAAAAUAGAAGGUAGAGCAAUGUGUCUUUGAGACUUUUAGCUACAGUGACUGAUUUGUCCAAGAGUGCACAGAUUUUAUGGUGAAUCGUAGAGUCAGCUGCCUUUCAGAGCUGCUCACUACGAAAUAGGCAGCCAAGUUGCUUCUAUAUUGAGUGGUAUUCUAUCUGCUGGGCUGUUUGGAACAGAAUUUAAUAACAAAAUACAAAUGAUGUUUAGCCAACUGGUGUUAAAGAUCAUUGCACAGGAAUCCAGUCAGAAUGAACAACUCCCAGUUGUAUUGCUCACUAGGUCAAAAACUAAAAGAAAAUGAAAAGCUGAACAUAAAUGCAUUUUGGAAAUGUGAAUUAAAUGCUGAAAUCCCUAUCUACUUAGAAUUGUGCUAUUUCUUACUCUGCGGCUUUUCGGGUGCAAAUAAGAAUGCGGUCAAAAUUUGAGAGUUCUGAUUGAGGAUGUUGCUAUAAGAGCCACAAAUGUGAGACUCCUCUGUAUAAGUAUGUAUCCUUUCCAGCAGAACUAUAGAGCCAUUUAUAUGACCAGAGCAAGUGCUUGCUGUGCCCAUGAUCUUCAGAAUACCAGUAGGAAAGUGGAGAUCUUGAGAUCUCUUGAAAGCAGAGCACUGCCUCCACUUGAAUUUGACCCAGAAGAUGCACUAGAUUAAUCUCUGGGGCAAAACUAGAUGGCAGUGUAGCUGUAAGUAAAUUCAAACCAGCAGCAAACUGCCAGCCUGCUUCUGUAUUGCUGUGCCUUUAUGCCUAUCACCUGAGAAAUAAAUGCUGACACAGGUAAUUAGUGUGCUCAAUCUCCCCACUCAAUCUCACUAGGGUACUUUUGUUAACUGAGAAUGGACAAUGUGUGAUGUGUCAAUAAGAAGGCAGUCUGUAUAAAAAUGAUUCCUAACUUAAAGGUUUAGUGAAAUGAUGGUCAGUUGUGAGACAGGAGCUCGAAGGGUUUUAUGGGUCUCAGUGGAAUAACAACAGAAUGAAAUGUUAAGUUUUCUUUCAGCUCAAGACCUUGUUGAAAGAAAACUUGAGGCAUAAAAUAGGGAAGUCUCUGGACAUAUUUGAUAUAUCCAGUCUAACUGAUAUAUUGCCAAUUUAUUGAUUAUUGAGCAAUUGGUGUCUGUGUUAUUGUAUAAAUACAGCAUAGGUUUGAAAACUGCACCUUAAAUCACCAGGUGCCCAGUACUGACUUAAGGAAAAUGUUCUGAAGAGAAAACUUGAUCUCACUCUUCCCCUGUUCCAAAGGAGAUGGGCAAAUUCUGUUAAAGUUAUUUAAAUUAAGACAAAGUCACUUUAUUAAGAAAGUGCAGGCCUUUGCACAAUCUUCUUAUAGAAUAUCUUUGGGUGCUGGAUUGACUCUCGCCAAUUUGAUUUUGAAAUCCUUUCACUGCUGUACUAUUUGUCAUUGUUAUAAAUUUAACUCAUGGGUGGCACAAUGCUGAUUAAAAUCUAUUGUCUGCUUUAACUUGGCAACAUGGAUGAACAAUAGUUGAAAGCCUGUGUUGAACUACCAGCUUAUUUAAUGAAUUCGCACGUGUGUUUGUUUAAUUAAGCACAUCAACUGUUAAAUCAGAGACAGAAAGACGUACUUUCAUAAUGAGACAAUGAGCUGUUUAAAGUGUUGCAUGAAGGGCCAAUCAAAUGGACUGUGCCACUCAAUGGCCAAACCAGAACCAACAAAUUUUACUAAUGAGCCAGUCGUUCUGAGAUCUUCCAUCCCACCCUAUCUCACCUCACCUACCUUCAAUUUAGCUUUGAGCAAUUUUUGAUUGCACUUGCCUAUAAGGGUAAUGAGAUGGUGCUUUAUUGUGUGGAGUUGCUUUCAACUUGUGUUGACCCAUUGCUUUUAUCAAUGGGAAUUGAGAGUUGACCUUAGGAAGUGGGUGGUGGGUAUGGACAUCACAGCUAGGUCAUUAACAAGUUGUUCAGGUCAGUAA